UCGUCCAGGACGUAUACGGUGGUAGGCAUUGUCAAAAUUAUAAUACAGAUUUAAUUCAGAGACACGCUGUAUUUCCUUCAUUUUUUUGAAGGAGCAAAGCUUUACUGUCGACUACCUAUUGUCCAAUGCAGAGCGCUGGAGCGGAGGAUGGAGGGGACCGAGCGGCGGAGGGCCGCGAGGAGUGUGGCUCACUGAAUGAGCCAGGAACGGAUCCGGAUGAGUCCCCCCAGCUUCACCCUGACCGCGGUGCUGCAGAUGACUCCUCACCUGCGUCCACCAGUACAAGGGAACUAGUGCAGGAAAACGCAGCUCAAGCUCCGUUAACGCUUCACCUCUCAAACCUGAACAUGUCAGACGACAUGGUGGAUCAGCGGACGCUGCCAGAGGGGGAAGAGGAGGAAGAGCAGGACGACAACGAGUUAAUUGUUCUCGACCCUGAACAUCCCCUGGUCAGAAUGCAACAAGCUGCUCUGAGCAGCCUGCUCAGCAAGCAGCUGGAAAGGAUCAACCUGAGACUCGAGGAGAAGCUGGCCAUAGAGAAGGAAGAUGCCAACCACUUACAGGAGAUAGAUGUUGAGAUGUUCAGGGUUCAGAAGCAACUGGCCAGACUCCAGACCAGACUGCAUGACCAUCAUCACACCAAGGCACAGGCUAAAGCCAAACAUCAACAGGCACAAGAUCAGCUGAAGACAAUGAAGGGCCGGUGUGCCAGGACAACCAGCCAAAACGCCAAAGCCAAAGCCAAUGUGUCCCAGUUACAGGCGGAGAUGGAGGACCAGAUGCUGCAUCUCACCUUCACACAAAGAGUCAGCGAAGAUCUGCGCUCAAAUGUCAAAGUCUUGAAGAAUGCCAGAAGCAAAGCAAGAGCUGAGAAGAACCAGGCCGAAGAUCAGAAAUUUAAGCAGGAUUUGUAUGUGGAGCGUCUGACGAAGGACUUGGAGGGGCUGACCCAGCAGAUAGGCAUGUACGAGGUGCAGACCGUUGCCCAAGCUGAGGAGACAAAGGCAGCCCGAGAGGCUCACUCUGAGGCUGAGAUGGAAAUGGAGUCCCUGGUUAUGGCCCGUAAACAGCUGUUGCAGCAGUGGAGCAGCAGCCUGGUGGGCAUGAGGAGACAAGAUGAGGCCUUCAGCGCGAUGCAAGAGGCCGUGCGCACCGUGGAGCCCCAGGUGAUUUUGCUGGACAGAGAGAUUGAAGGUUACAAGAGAUCCAUCGCCGAAGAGCAGGAGCAGAAUGCGACACUAACUGUGCAGCUAAACCGGUCCCAGAUGGACGGGGCCACGUCCAAAAAGCUGAUCAGUCAGAUGCAGGCCAAGCAAGAGGCUCUCCAGGCCCACUACAGUACCUGCGUCCGCACUCUGAGGGAGACAGAGAGCAACCUCGCCAGGCUCUCCGAGGACCUCAGCGGCCACCAUGUUGAAGUAAAUGAUCAGAGGAAGCAGUUGGAGAAAGAGAGUGAUUUGCGUCUGGAGUUGGAGGACAGCAUCAUUACCUACAUCCAGCAGAAGCCCACCCACAACAUGGCAGCCAAGUACUCCAAGCAGCUCACCGCCAGUAUAGCCACCCUCAGGAGACAGAAGCUCUCUCAGUUGCGGCAGUUGGAGAAUAAGGUUGCGGCGGUGGGACUCGAGAGCAGCGAGGUCAGCCAACAUCUGGAUAGCCUGACCCUCAUCCAGAGCGCCCUCGACGAGGAGGUCGCAAAGCACAACAAGUUACUGACAUCCUACCAGACUAAGUCGUCUUCCUCUGGUAAACUCAUCGAUCAGAAGCACGCUGUCAUCUUCGAGUGUGAGGAAAAGAUUAAAGAAAUUGCAGCCAGAACCGGGAGUGAAGACAUGAGUCCCUUGGAAAUCAAGAUUGAAGAUUUAAGGGCUCAGAUCCAGGAGCUGGCAACGAAUAUCAAGGGUGACCAGCAGCUCUGGAUGAAACGGCAGAGGACUCUAGUGGGACUGAGCCAGGAGAUAGACGCCAACAGCAAGAACAUGCUCAAACUGCAGAUCGAGUUCACUUCCAAGCAGGAGUUGAAAAUGUGCUUGGAAAGUAAGAUUAAAGUAGAGCACCGUGAGGAGAUGGAGCUGGAUAAGAAUGUGAAGAUACUGAAACGAGACCUGCUGAAGCUCAACGCCCUGCUGAGCAAGAACGGAGAGCUCAGCCAGGAGCUGGAGCAGAAGCACGCGUCGAUGGAGUCUGACUUCCUCCACAGACUAAAGGAGGCAGAGCGAGAGGCCAUCAACCUGCAUGUGAAACACGAGAACACCCAGGAGGAUAAAGAGAGACUCCUCAAAAGUCUUGUGGAGGCUGAGCGGCAGAUCGUGCUGUGGGAGAAGAAGACCCAGGAUAUGAAGGAGAUUCGUUCAGUCGUGGACUCUAAGGUGGUCCAGGGAGACAUUCAGAUGAUGAAGGCUGAGAUACACCGUAUGGAGGUGCGACUCAACCAGCUGAUGAAGCAGCAGAAUCGACUGGUGAGAGAGAGUGUAGCAACCGUAGAGCGCAGGGAGACCAUCGUCCGGCGCAAAGAGUCCCUCGAGCACAGCUCCCACAGACAAACUACCAAGGACAAGUCAACCCUCAUCACACAGCGCCAGCAGCGCAAGAUCCAGGCCACACACAAGCAAGUUGUAAAGUGUGAGGAGGAGUUCAGGAAGCUGCAGAAGGACCAGGAGAGUCUGAGCAACAUGCUCACACAGCAGAAGCAGCUGCUGUCAGAGCUCUGUGGUACCAGUUACAGCCUGGAUUCUGACAUUGGAAAUCUCCAGGACACUAAAGACAGGAACUUUGCCCACCUAGUGGCUCUACAGAGCCGCAACAAGAAGCUUCAGGGCGUGUGCGCGGGCAGCUACAGAGCCGCGUCUACCAGGGAAUCGGUUGGCGGCGCUCUGCAGAGCCAGAUGGAGCGCGUGCACGCUGUCAGCACCAUCUUGUACAAAGUGUGCGAGGAGUUCCCCCAGCACCACGAGGCGCUGCACAGGUUGUCGUUAACGCUGGAGGCGCGCGCACACCUCAUGCCAGGAGACCCCCCGAAGGGAGGAGGUGGGGGGGGAAAGAGUAUGUAAAGGUAUUUAAGAUAAGAGAGAAAGGUUUGAUAAGUUGACGACUACAGCUUGUUUUGUUUUAAUGGUUGCAUUUGUUUGUUCUUUGAAUGUCAUACAAUAAUAAUCAACUGUAAAACAAUGAUAUAAAAUAAAGACUUAAGUAACAGUAAAAUAAAAGUUGCUU
Molecule: messenger RNA, 3213 nt
Organism: Gasterosteus aculeatus aculeatus (three-spined stickleback)
Lineage: Eukaryota; Metazoa; Chordata; Actinopteri; Perciformes; Gasterosteidae
Gene: ccdc40
Product: coiled-coil domain 40 molecular ruler complex subunit
Biological process (GO): epithelial cilium movement involved in determination of left/right asymmetry; heart looping; axoneme assembly
Cellular component (GO): cytoplasm; cilium
Source: RefSeq, a predicted model, not a curated record